Pseudogymnoascus verrucosus is the source of this 1361-nucleotide messenger RNA. RefSeq lists its product as uncharacterized. NCBI's taxonomy places the organism in Eukaryota, Fungi, Ascomycota, Leotiomycetes, Thelebolales, Thelebolaceae. The transcript has a single exon. Gene Ontology annotation, molecular function: protein binding. The coding region runs from base 102 to 1343 and encodes 413 amino acids. The record is from RefSeq and is a predicted model, not a curated record.
CAAUGAGUGCAAUUUUAUGAAUAUAAACUCGGGAAAUUUGGCCAAAAGCUAAGCGUGUAUCCAUCAAUAUUAUAUUACUUUCUUGGUUGCAACAAGCCACUAUGGAACUUGGCAACAGCGACAAGCGCAUUCACAUACCAGCCGAAACACUGUCCUUGAUAUUCUCUUAUCAAAGCCUAGAAGAUGUCAGAAUAGCGCGACUAGUAUGUACGACAUUCUAUUCUCUCGCGAGUUCGUACUUCCUCGAUACGGCUAUUGCAGGAUCCCAAACAGCAACGAUACAAAGAAUUGAAGCUAUUGCCAAACACGCUGUUUUGAGGACAACUGUCACAACUGUGGUAUACUCGGUAUGUUCACUAAGCGGUGAAUAUUCCACAGUCAGUGACUACUACAAAGAUAUGCGUAUGCGUCAUCGAUACUCGGGGAAACAACUUCCUACGAUUGAGCAGUGUGAGAGACAUUGGAUCGAAUAUCAAAGGAUAUACAAAGACCAAGUAGAACUUCAGAAGGGUCAGGAUAAAUUUCGAAUCCAGAAUGCUUUGCGCCACAUGCCGAAUGUCAAACAUUUAGUACUAUCAGGUACUGCAUGGAAACUGAGCUCUCAUCCUUUAAAUACGAUGUGGUGUCAACCGGACUAUACUAUCAUCGAACCUAAUACCGACCCAGACAACGGGCCCCAGCAGUUCUCUCACGGAUUCAACGUCAUGUCUUCUGCAUUGUUGUCCAGCAACAUAUGCCUAUCAUCACUUUCAUGUACAAAUCCGACAUAUACCAGCGACAGCUUCCGUUCAUCAUACUUCACUGAAAACUCACAAGGGCUGUUUCGCUCGUUGCGGAGGAUUGUCUUAUACCUCUCUGCGGAUUUCGACCAAACCCCUCUGUCUGACAAUAAAGUAGGACAGUGCAUCUCCGUUGCAAGCAAGCUGGAAGCCCUAGAACUUGUAUUCGAACCAGAGGGGCAGCGGCAGAUUAUGUUUCCUCGGAUAUUACUCGCUACAUGGCCCGAACUCUAUCACCUCAAGUUGGAAAUCGAUAUUGACUACGGCGUAUUUACUGAUUUCUGCCAAAGACAUGGGAAUAGUUUACGCUCCUUGCACUUGGAGAAUGUUCACUUGUUUGGAGGGACUUGGGAGAUGCUAUUGCAGGUAAUGAAGGAUUGUCUGCAUCUCACCAAGGUCUGUCUUGGUACUCUUUCCGAAGAUCCUCAUCAAGAUAGACUAUGGGAACGACGAAAUGGACUUGAAGAACAAGACUGGCAACGCCUUUCAGAAGCUGAAGAGUAUCUGCUUUGUGGAGGCGAAAACCCUUUCAGAAAUAACACGUUUCAACUGGUGUCCCUUUAAGUUGGGAGAAGAAUUGGG